Aspergillus ibericus CBS 121593 is the source of this 3713-nucleotide messenger RNA. RefSeq names its product formin-binding protein HOF1. Gene Ontology annotation, molecular function: protein binding; phospholipid binding. Gene Ontology annotation, biological process: cytoskeleton organization. The transcript is spliced from 7 exons. NCBI's taxonomy places the organism in Eukaryota, Fungi, Ascomycota, Eurotiomycetes, Eurotiales, Aspergillaceae. The coding region runs from base 268 to 3252 and encodes 994 amino acids. The record is from RefSeq and is a predicted model, not a curated record. Gene Ontology annotation, cellular component: cytoplasmic side of plasma membrane; cell division site; cytoplasm.
UUGUGGUCAACUCCACCAGAUCCGGCUCAAUCGUACUGCUUUCCCCAUUCCCUCCCUGGAUUCUGGUCUUUCUCUUUGCUCUCCGGGGACAUCUAGGUUGCCGUCUUCGUUCGGUUUUCAGUCACCGUGGGGUUUUCGUAUUGCUCGGCGCUGUGACAGCCGGCUCUGCGUUAUCCUUCAAAUUGUCUUGAUCCCUUGAUGCCCAUAAAUCAAUGAGCAAAGGCUGGCCGACGCUCGACACGCUUACGGGAAUAUAAUCCGACAAAAAUGCCAGGAACAGUUGCAGAGGGGCCAACAGUGGCCAUGUCCUUCGCCAAUAAUUUCUGGGGCAAGGAUGACGCCGGAGUUGGGCCAAUGUUGGACCGAAUGCACACCUCUAAAGUAUCUUGCGAUGAGUUAAAAACUUUCUACAACAUUCGAGCUGCCAUUGAAGAUGAGUACGCGCGCAAGCUUCUGGCACUAUGUCGCAAGCCACUAGGGUCAACAGAGAUGGGUUCGCUCCGCACCUCGUUUGAUACGGUUCGUGGGGAAACCGAGGCCAUUGCCAAGGCCCACGCAGCAAUCGCGGGCCAAAUGAAGAGGGAGCUGGAGGAGCCAUUGGUUGCCUUCGCAGGCGGUUCCAAGGAGCGAAGAAAGAUCAUUCAAACAGGUAUUGAACGAUUACUCAAAACUAAAAUCCAACAGACUCAAACAGUAAAUAAGACCAGAGAUCGAUAUGAGCAAGAUUGCUUAAGAAUCAAGGGAUAUCUUGCACAAGGGCACAUGGUCAUGGGCCACGAAGAGCGUAAGAACAAAGCAAAGUUGGAGAAGACGCAAAUACAACUUGCAUCCAGCAGCAGCGAGUAUGAAGCAGCUAUCAAAGUCCUCGAGGAGACUACUGUGCGAUGGAAUAAAGAAUGGAAAUCAGCUUGCGAUAAAUUUCAAGAUCUUGAGGAGGAAAGACUGGACUUUACGAAGAGCAGCCUGUGGACGUAUGCAAAUAUUGCAUCGACUGUCUGUGUUAGCGACGAUGCGUCUUGCGAGAAAGUCCGUCUUUCUCUGGAAGAUUGUGAGGUCGAAAAGGAUAUCAUCUUCUUCAUCAAAGAGAAAGGAACUGGGCAGGACAUCCCUGACCCGCCCAGGUUCAUCAACUUCUGUCGAGGCGACAUCAACGAUACGAGCUCGGAAGCAUCUGAAGAAGAAGGGUACUCUGUAGCCCAGUUCCAGCGAACGAUAAAUCCGGCGUAUCGCACUUCAUCACCCCAGCCUUCAUCCUAUGAGGCGCAAAUUGACCCUGAUGCCGAAAUUGCAGCUAAGAUCAACGGUCCUCCGACUCCUACAAGCAGGGAAACCACAGUCACUCCGCAAAAGGCACAACAGCAACCGAUGCAGCACCCCGUACAGAAACAUGUUCAGCAGCCUAUGCAGCAACCGCCGCAGCAACCAAUACAACAGCCUGUGCAUCAGCCGCCAAUGCAGCAGCCAGUGCAGCCGCCGAUGCAGCCAGCCGUGCAGCAAGCUAUUCCCCAACCGAUGUCUCAGCCAAUGCAACCGCCGAUGCAACAACCCGCUCCCUUGGAUCUACGACGCGGGGGACAACUUCCGCCAAACUACGACCCCAAUCAGCAUGGCGAGAUCACAAAGGUGCCACACAAUGCCUACCCAACAGACGGCAUGACCAUGUUUUGCAGGACAGGUCCACCAUCGGAGCGCAGCUCGGGAACAAACAGCGCUUAUCGCCCAUCAAGCCGUGAUUCCCAAAGCGAGGUCUCCAACCCAACGUCGAUGUCCAGUCAAGAGCCGUCAAGCGCCAGACAAUCUCCUACGAAGCCCACGAAUGGCGUCGCUCUUCCAGGUCUUGGGGGAGACAAACAAGUUCAGAAGAAGAGGAGCGCAUUCUUCAGCAACAGUCCCUUCCGACGCAAGAGUCGCCAUGAUAAAGACCGCCACUCUGGGCCAUCCCAGGCACCUUCUCGUGGCACCUGGGAGUCCCCGUCAAAGCAAAUUAGCCCGACCAAAGCUUCCCACUCCCAGCAACCUAUCGCUAUGCCCGACCCGAACCGAGUAUCUGGAAGCCUGGAGCCCGUGGAUCCUAGGGCAAACUUUCAACUUAAUGUUGGAAACAAUGUCUUCGACGUGGAGUCCCCAGACAAGGAUAAGAAAGCAUCCCAGCCCCAGGCUGCCAAAAGUGAAGAGGAGCUAGACCCUAUCGCGCGAGCCCUCGCAGAUCUCAAAGUGGCAGGGAAACAAUCGACCACCCGCGUAUCUGCCGACAGAUACCACGGCAUUUCUACUCCAGUGCCAUCGGUAGCUCCUAUUCCCGGAUCUGUGGCCACUCCACCACCGUCUUAUAAUGACUCGUCCCUCAAGCGCCUGGACGCUCCACAACCCGCUUUCACAUCGGCACAGAUGCAAAAGACAACUCAAAGAUACACCGGCCAGGGCCAGAGCGUGCAUCGGGGCUCGAGCAAACCUCCCUCGUUGUCAAGUCGACACAGUGGACAGUCCCAGGAGGUUCCUCGCGCUCGGUCGCCUGCUACAAGGCGAAGUGCAAGCCCCAAUGUCAGCCCUCGGGUGGACACGCGCAUGGGCCAGUACAGCAGAGCGGCAAGCCCCAGUCCAUCCUCGUAUCAGUCAAAUAGCAUGAAGGGCCGGUAUAGCCAAUCUCCAACCAUGGCGACUCCUCCGCAACGUCCCGUGGAUGCGGCCUCAUCCGCGGAUUACGCCAGGCGAGGGUCUUCGCGUGCCGUGUCUCCUCAGCCUCAAUACCGGCAAUCUCCCACCAUGGCAUCCCGCGCGGUGUCCCCGCAGCCACAGUACAGGCAGGCUCAAAACACGAUGCCCCGUGCUGUAUCGCCUCAGCCACAAUUCAGGCAGCAAGCCCGGCCUUCCAGCGCUGGAGGCAUGGAGCUUCAGCUGUCCGGACCACCCGACAUGUAUGCUGGCAGUCGUGACGGGUACGGCUCUCGGCGCGGCAGCGGUAGACCAAUGUCAUACUAUGAUGACGCCGCGAGUGUUAGGAGCCGGUCCAGGAGCCGGACAGUUGCAGUUGCUGAUCCCAGCCGACAAUUCAGUCGCGACGGUCGACCCAUCCUACAUUUCGCACGAGCCAUGUACAGCUACACCGCCGCCAUCCCCGAAGAGCUCGGCUUCAGCAAAGGCGACGUCUUAUCCGUGAUCCGCCUCCAAGACGACGGCUGGUGGGAAGCUGAAAUCACCACUGCCCGGGGUCGACCCGGUCUGGUACCAAGCAACUAUCUGCAAAUCAUCUAAACGACAACAUCAACAGUCAAUGCCCGUCUCAUGAACCAACCAAAACCACCUACGACCCAAGCAUGUCCUACCUAAUCACGCGUUCAUGAUCAUGAUACCAAAUUGUGUUCAUUUCCUUUCCCCGUCAUCCAAUCCCUCUCUAAUCUUCUGUGGCCACCACAACCCCCCUCCCCUUCCCUUCACCGGACAUUCUUUGCCCUUUCCCCCGUCCUUCACCUAGUCAAACUUGGUUUUUACCCUGGUGGUCCCCUACACCGUCUGUUGGUUCCAGUUCGGUCGUUACCGAGAAUUCGCGAUACCUGGCGUCUAUCUGAUUGUCUAAUACGUUGAUGUCUUUCUUUGGAGAUACUGGAUCUUUGUUUUGUUUCUGAUGUCCCCGGCUGUUCUUUAUCUCUUGCUUUUUAGCUACAUUGCGGUAUCUGAAUAAUGAGUUCUGGAGUAUGGUUGCAUUUAGCUCCUGC